CUCUCCCCUACUACUACUACUACUCCAUAGCUUUAAUCCUAAAAAAAAGUUCUGAUUAUCAGCAAGUUCAAGAGCAUGGAUCAUAUGGAGGAGCGUCCAAUUACCAGUGUUUGCCACGUGGUGGCGAUGCCGUUCCCCGGCCGAGGACACAUCAACCCCAUGAUGAACGUCUGUAAGUUGUUAGCUUCAAGAAACCCAGCAACUCUCAUCACCUUCGUUGUCACGGAAGAGUGGCUUGGCUACAUCGGCUCCGAUCCCAAGCCAGCAAACAUCCGGCUCGCAUCAGUACCCAACGUAAUACCCCCGGAGAGGCUUAAAGCGGCGGACUUCUCUGGCUUUUACGAAGCUGUCAUGACAAGGAUUGAAGCUCCGUUUGAGGAGCUCCUGGAUCUGCUUGAUCCGCCGGCUGUUAGUGCGAUCUUAGGCGAUGUUGAGCUCCGGUGGGUGAUUGGCGUCGGGAAUCGCAGGAAUAUUCCGGUGGCAUCAGUUUGGACCAUGUCAGCGUCACUCUUCUCCAUGCUUUAUCAUUUUGACAUCUUUACACAGAGCCGAACCCGGCACUCACCGCUUGAUCUUUUAGCAAAUGUGAACUAUGUUCUGGGAAUUUCUCCAAAACAUUUGUCAGAGCUAAAACAAAUUUUCCUUACCAACGACCAUAAAGUGUUGAAGCUUCUGCUUGAAUGCAUUUCAAUGGUCCCAAAUGCACAAUAUAUUUUACUCACCUGCUUCCAUGAGCUUGAGUCCCCAAUAAUCAACUCUCUGAAAUCAACCUUCUCAAUUCCUGUCUAUCCUAUCGGUCCUGCUAUACCUUACUUAGACCUUCAAUCUCAAAACAGUCAAAACAACCCUGACUAUCUAAAGUGGCUAGACUCUCAACCACCAGACUCUGUUUUGUACAUCUCAUUGGGAAGUUUUCUUUCCGUUUCAAGUACCCAAUUCGACGAAAUUUUGGUUGGUCUGCAAAACAGUGGCGUCCAAUUCUUGUGGGUGGCUCGUUCUGAGGCAGAUCGGCUAAGAGAGAGCUGUGGUGAUUCAGGUUUAGUGCUAUCCUGGUGUGAGCAAUUGAAGGUUCUGUGUCAUUCUUCCGUCAGUGGAUUUUGGACACAUUGUGGAUGGAAUUCAACUCUGGAAGCUGUUUUUGCUGGCGUUCCAAUGCUUACUUUCCCUUUGUUUCUUGACCAGGAUUCAAAUAGUGACCAAAUUGUCCAAGAAUGGAGAGUGGGUAAGUGGGUCAAAAGAGAGGAGGGAAAAGAAAGUUUGGUGAGCAAGGAGUAUGUGACAGAGCUUGUGCAAAAGUUUAUGGAUUUGGAAAGUGAAGUAGGAAAAGAGAUGAGAGGGCGAGCAAGAAAGCUUCGGGAGACUUGUCUAGGAGCUAUUGCUGAAGGUGGAUCAUCUUCUGCGAACCUUGAUGAAUUUAUCAAGGGUAUUUCAGGAGAGCACAGGCCACAAGCAUUAACCUCAAACACUACCGUUGUUGGAUGAAAGAGAGUACAUUACAUUAAUCGAUCGGAAGGCAAUGAACGUGUGGACUACAUACCCAGGAUUUUCUCAACCGGUUUUGUUGAUCUUACUCUUCCCAUCACCAAAAAGACCAGAACAUAUAGGCACGAAUCUUGGAAGCAUUUUCAUGGAUUCCGAAGGCUCAGUUUCUUCUCCUCACUACAAUAUAUGAACUUGAAACAAAGGUGGUGGAUAAUUCAGGAUCUAAUGGCUUAGUAGUGCCAUGGUGUGACUGUGACCAAAUGAGCGUGUUGUCACAUUCUUCCAUUGGAGGGUUCUUGACACACUGUGGAUUUCAGUCAAAGAAGGCAUUUUUUGCAGCUGUUCCAUUUCUUACAUUUCCGUUGUCUAUAGAUCAGUGCAUGAACAGUAAGCUGAUAGUGGAGGAUUGGUAGAUUGGUUGGGGAAUAAAGGACAGUGUUGGAGCAGAAAGCUUUGUCACAGGAGAUGUAGUCUCGAGGAUUGUGAAGAAAUUUAUGGAUUUGUACAGCAAAGAAGGAGAAAAUGAGGAGGAGAGCCAGAGACUUUCGGGAGAAAUUUAAACAGGCAAUGAACAAUGGUGGAUCUUCUAAUACUAAUGUUAAAGCAUUCAUUCAUCUAGUCCUUUAUGAUGCAGAUUUAUUUCUUUUGUUCUUGGUGACUAAACUAGCAAGUUUAAUUUCUAAUACACUGUUUUUAAAUUAGUAAGAUCUUUCGUAUCCUUCAAUUAA
Molecule: messenger RNA, 2210 nt
Organism: Tripterygium wilfordii
Lineage: Eukaryota; Viridiplantae; Streptophyta; Magnoliopsida; Celastrales; Celastraceae
Product: UDP-glycosyltransferase 87A2-like
Exons: 3
Coding region: 76-1482 (468 amino acids)
Molecular function (GO): UDP-glycosyltransferase activity
Source: RefSeq, a predicted model, not a curated record